AUGCCCAGCAGCAACGACACCAAUUCCCCCGAGCCUAACCUGCUGCUGGGCUCUGCGCUGCUGGCAGACCCUGGCACCAACACCAGCCUGCACGGGAUGCUCGUGGUGCCGACCACAGCCAAUCCCCUGGACGAGACCGAUUCUCCCGAGCCCGACCUGCUGCUGAGCUCUGCACCACCACCAGCGCCCAGCACCAAUGCCAGCCUGCACCGGGCACUUGCAGUGCCAACCACAGCUGAUCUGCAGGAUGAGACCGAUUCCCCUGAUCCUGACCUGCUGCUGAGCUCUGCACCACCACCAGCGCCCAGCAACCAUGCCAGCCUGCACCGGGCGCUUGCAGUGCCAACCACAGCUGAUCUGCAGGAUGAGACCGAGUCCGCUGAUCCCGACCUGCUGCUGAGCUCUGCACCACCACCAGCACCCAGCACCAAUGCCAGCCUGCACCGGGCACUUGUAGUGCCGACCACAGCUGAUCUGCAGGAUGAGACUGAUUCCCCUGAUCCCGACCUGCUGCUGAGCUUUGCACCACCGGUGGAGCCCAGCACACAGGCAGCACCCCAAAAAAGCAUCACCACCGUCUUCAGCCAGCUCACGUCGCUCAGCAAGGAGGGGACAGUGGCCAGUAGCAUGAACAGCAGCUCCUCUGCGGGGCCAAGCUCAGUGACCCCCCCAGCCCUUGGCCUCACCACCACAGGUUACAAGAAAGUCAAGAAAACCGGACCUCCCCCCGCACCGACUCGUUCAGCCCCUUGGGACCCCAGCAGGGUGAUGAGCAAGUGCCUGCUGGCCAUCCUGCUGCUGGCGCUGGUGGCUGCCACCUUCAUGGUGUGCACGGGGGUGCUGGGUACCCUGCUCUGGCGACGGGCACGGACGGCACACCGCCGGCUCAGCCACACCGAGAUGGUCUGCAUCUCUUCCCUGUUGCCCGACGGCGAGGUGGCCACCAACGGCCCCAAGCCCGGCCGGGCCCGGCGGCCAAAGCUGCUGCUCGAUGGCAGCUCUGAGGCUGAUGGUGACAACCUGACUCUCAGCAGCUUCCUGCCAGAGCAUUCCUGA
Messenger RNA from Pelecanus crispus (Dalmatian pelican), 1056 nucleotides. The record is from RefSeq and is a predicted model, not a curated record. Lineage: Eukaryota; Metazoa; Chordata; Aves; Pelecaniformes; Pelecanidae.